AUCAUUAAAUAAUACUUUUGAUGUGAUAAUUGUUCAUCGUGUUCUUGCUGAAUUAGCUUCCGAAGAAUCACGUACUGAAUUGCUAGUAGAUUUAUGGAGGCGAACUAACAAGUAUUUGGUACUGAUCGACGGAAGUUGUAAAGGUGGCUACAAUGCUUUGAUGGAAGCCAGAGAUUAUAUUCUCAUGGGUGGCUGUGAACUGCAUCGAGAACAAACUCGGCAAGUCCUAAUGGAAGCAAAAAUAUUGAAUGAAGAAGCAGAAUGUAUUUUGACUGAUCAGCAGUUAUCGAAUUAUAUGCGUUAUAAUCUGAUUAAAAAUAUGCUCCCACCAAACACAGUUUUGCCAACCAGAUUAGAGCCUGGAUAUGUGUUUGCUCCAUGUCCACAUGAUCAAGGAUGCCCGAAAAAUGUGAAAAAAGCAAAAGACGUAUGCAGUUUCACAACUCAAUGGAAUGUAUUACGAGCUGAUGGGCGGAAACAGAUUUUUAAUACUGAGACGGGAUCAUUCACUUAUGUUAUUAUGGCUAAAGGAGCAAGACCUCAUAAGAUACCUGAAAGCAGACUUUUGACGCUAAAGCAUGGUGGAGGACAUGUAAGCUGCACGGUUUGCACACCAUUUUGUGGAAUACAGCACUUCACAGUAUCAAGAAGUAUGGGCAAAAUUUAUAGAUUGGUCAAAAAUGUUAAGACGGGUCGAGUAUUGCCAGUUGAGGUGAGAACUGUAGGAUCUGAUUCGGAGUUCGAUGUGUAUGAAGAAGCAGUAGAGGGAUUUACAGAAGAAAAGCGUGCCAAGAAUAUGAUGGAAAAAAAACCCUUUUGCAGCUAG
Acanthocheilonema viteae is the source of this 826-nucleotide messenger RNA. The record is from the annotation of a GenBank genome assembly. NCBI's taxonomy places the organism in Eukaryota, Metazoa, Nematoda, Chromadorea, Rhabditida, Onchocercidae.